UUAAUGUACAAAGCUACAAGAGAGAGAGAGAGAGAGAGAGAGAGAGAGAGAGAGAGAGCGCUUCUGUUUGGUGUUGCGUAGCAGCCAGUGAAGUUGUACAUACAUUUUCUAAUCUCUGGUUUUGAUCAUUCAUAGAUCGAUGUUGUCAACUGGGUUGUCUUCUGUUUAUUUAGGUUUCAGUACUGCAGCCGGCAUUGCUGGGAAUAUAUUUGCCUUCGUGUUGUUUGUGUCACCAUUGCCAACAUUCAAGAGAAUCAUUAGAAACAAGUCAACAGAACAAUUCUCUGGAUUGCCCUACAUAUAUGCCCUUUUGAAUUGCUUGAUAUGUCUUUGGUAUGGCAUGCCUGUAGUGAAGACUGGUAUUAUAUUGGUGGCUACAGUCAAUUCAUUUGGGGCUGUUUUCCAGUUAGUCUACUUGAGCAUUUUCAUUACGUACGCUGAAAGAGCAACUAAGCUGAGGAUGUUGGGAUUCUUAGGGGCAGUUGCUGUUAUAUUCGUGUUCGUUGUCUUCGUGAGCUUAGGAGUUUUAGAGUAUGAUGACAGGCAAACGUUCGUUGGAUAUUUGAGUGUCGCUUCACUUAUUUCAAUGUUUGCUUCGCCGCUGUUUAUCAUAAAACUGGUGAUCAAAACAAGGAGUGUUGAAUUCAUGCCAUUUAAUCUCUCUUUUGCAACUUUCUUGAUGAGUCUCUCUUUCUCUGCCUACGGAAUAUUCAAGGAAGACCCCUUCCUUUAUAUCCCAAAUGGUAUUGGAACAAUUUUAGGCCUUGUCCAGUUGGCUCUCUACUCCUACUAUAGCAAAAUAUCUGGAGAAGACUCAAGAGAACCAUUGAUAGUUUCAUAUGUGUGAAACUUACCGGCCUAAUACUCAAUACAGUAAAAGUCAAGUGCCAAGUAUUUCUUUCAGCUGUAUAGACAAGAGGAAAAUAUGGCAAUCGGUAUUUACGCAGUGGCCGGAAAGGGGCAUUCAUUUUGUCCAUAUCAUGGCAUAUGAAACAGUUAAUUGGAAAAGGGCCAUUUCCAACAAUCGUUGUUGGGCAUAAAGCGUUAUAGCGAAAGAGCAGUAUCAGAUUUUGUUAAAGUUUUACCAAAAGGAAACUGAUAAGUUGAUGCAGAACCUUGUGCUGUUUAAAGGGGUUUACAUUUUGCUUGGUUGGUACUUGUUAUACAGUGCUGCAGAUGGUUCCCAUUCUAGAAUUGCACCAAAUGUGGAUCCACUUUCAUCUUGUAAGGUUUGGAUGACUAGCUUAUAUUCAAAGGCCUGCCACCAUUUUGGAGCAAGAGCAUUUUCUCCAUCUAUGUUUUCUUGCCUAUCAAGAUCAAGCAAGUAGAUUGCUUGUACGAAGCACAAAAAGCUAGUUAUUCAAUGUCCCAACGAAUUCUUUCAAUAUUCUUGUAUAUUUCUCACAGGCCUCGAGUUUUUAUAGGGUAAAAUUCCUAUUUGACUAUUAUUUUCUUCUUUUGUGUGGCACACGUUGACUUGAAAUUUGGGAGACACGACCAGUGAUAUAGGCAAAUUUGCUAA
Molecule: messenger RNA, 1522 nt
Organism: Prunus dulcis (almond)
Lineage: Eukaryota; Viridiplantae; Streptophyta; Magnoliopsida; Rosales; Rosaceae
Product: bidirectional sugar transporter SWEET2a-like
Exons: 6
Coding region: 140-847 (235 amino acids)
Biological process (GO): carbohydrate transport
Cellular component (GO): membrane
Molecular function (GO): sugar transmembrane transporter activity
Source: RefSeq, a predicted model, not a curated record